Glycine soja is the source of this 1033-nucleotide messenger RNA. Its product is annotated as probable WRKY transcription factor 43. Gene Ontology annotation, biological process: regulation of DNA-templated transcription. NCBI's taxonomy places the organism in Eukaryota, Viridiplantae, Streptophyta, Magnoliopsida, Fabales, Fabaceae. The record is from RefSeq and is a predicted model, not a curated record. Gene Ontology annotation, molecular function: DNA-binding transcription factor activity; sequence-specific DNA binding. Bases 155 to 733 code for a protein of 192 amino acids. The transcript has 2 exons.
GCUAGUGUGUAUGUAUGUGAUGGCUGCCAAACCUCUUCUACCCUCCACCAUCUUGCACUUCCCCUUUAUAAGUUUCAACGCCAAAACAUUCCCAUUUUCUCUUCAGUCAAUCUUCUUCUCGUACUUCAUUGUGGAAUUAAGAGUUUAAGACUCAAUGGAAAGCAAAGACCCACCAAACCCACCACCCCAAAACAACCCUUUCAUAUUCACUCCUAAUUCGAUGUUGCAAAACCCUAAUUGGGACCCUCAAGAGCAAUCAGGGCUAUGUGACAUUGAUUGGGGUAACCUUUUCUCUGCCCAAAACGGCUUAUUGCUUAAUGGGGAUGCUAAAGAUGAAAUUGAAUGUGCUUCUUCUUUUUCUUUUGUGGCUCAAAAUAAGGGAGUUUGUGAGGAGGAAAAGGGAAACAAGGAGAAAAGGAAAGGUGGGAGGAUGAAGAAAACAACACGAGUACCAAGGUUUGCGUUUCAAACGAGAAGUGCAGAUGAUAUUUUGGAUGAUGGUUAUCGCUGGAGGAAAUAUGGUCAGAAAGCUGUGAAGAAUAGCACAUAUCCAAGAAGCUACUACCGCUGCACGCAUCACACGUGCAAUGUGAAGAAACAAGUUCAAAGGCUAUCCAAAGACACAAGCAUUGUGGUGACGACUUACGAGGGAAUUCACAACCACCCGUGCGAGAAGCUCAUGGAAACUCUAACCCCUCUUCUCAAGCAAAUACAGUUUCUUGCUAGCUUGUAACGUGGAACUGUGUUUCUCUGCUACAACUACAAUAUGCGUGCACGUACAUAUCAAGCACUAGAAUUAAGUUUACUUAUUCAUAUAUAUGUUCGUUGGCUUUCUAAUUAAUGUCACAGUACUCUCUAUGUGUACUAUAUAUAUAUAUAUAUAUAUAUACUUCAAGUUAAUUAAUUACUGGUUUGAUUGUGAAUUUAACUUUUUUUAUGAAUCAAUGUGUCCAUAUAGAUCAUGAUCAUGUGUCUGGGUAAGCAAACUUCUGUAAAUUUUACAAGGUAUAUCAUGCUUUACUUUGGAACUUUA